AUUGAUAAUAGGCAAGGAUUACCAUUAAAGUUGUUCGAUUAUUCCAUUUGAGAAAACGAAAAAAUAACUGGCCCCUUGAAAAUGCAACUACAUAUAACUGAAAAUCCCAUGGUCUGCUUAUGAUUACACUGAGGCAGAGAGGGAGAGGGAGAUAGAGGCUCUCGAUACAUGCGAUUCUUCUCCAGUUCCCUCUAAGGUUUCGAUUUACCGAUCCCACCGACAACCCUAGCUCGCAGGAAUUUCCAACCAUCGGCCAUCCCAUGGAUUCCUCGGGGUCGAAUCACUUCGACAUCAUCGAGAUUUACCGACGGUACUGCGAUCUUAGAUCACGGUGUACAUAUGUUAGUGAGAGAGAGGGCUACAAAGAAGAUGAUGAAUCGCAGAUGUCCAACAUUUCAAGGGAUGCAUUGACUCAGUUCUUAAAAUUAGUGGAGUCAAGGGUUGAUACGGGGAUUUCAAUUUUUGAUGAACUUGUGAUGCUCAUUUCACGGCUAGUCUUGAUGGUAGAUUUUUCUGAGUUCUCCCGCUUCUAUGAUUUUGUUUUCUUCAUGUGCCGUGAAAAUGGUCAAAAGAACAUCACUGUAAGCAAGGCAGUUACUGCAUGGAGGUUAGUCUUGGCUGGGAGAUUUCGACUGCUUAAUCAAUGGUGUGACUUUGUUGAGAAAAAUCAACGACAUAACAUCUCUGAGGAUACUUGGCAGCAAGUUUUAGCUUUCAGCCGGUGUGUACAUGAAAAUCUGGAAGGUUAUGAUCCUGAAGGUGCUUGGCCUGUUCUAAUAGAUGACUUUGUUGAGCAUAUGUACAGGGUCUCGGGAACUAAUGAUAACACUAACUUCUUCUGUAACUGUGGUGAUUUAGAAUCCCAGUCUUCCGAACUCGAUGACCCUCUUCCUGGAUUGAAAGAUUUUCCUGGUUUGAAGAGGAAAUUACCUGAGGACCUUCAACAAGAUGAAUUGGAGCCCUCAACUAUCGGCUACCCUCAUUCAACAGACCUGGAUCCUGUUUUGAGUUUCAAGAGAAUCAGGCUGACUUGUCACAAACCAGCAAACUGGGCGGAUAAUCCACAUGGGAAUAAUACCACAGAUGAUUGCAUGGAAAUUGUUAGACAUAACAGUCCAUUGUGUUCUUCCAAGUCUCCAUGUGCAGUUGAAGGUUGUUUGUCAAAAGGCUUUGCAGGGCUUUUCUCAACACGUGCCUAUUUGCGGUUUAAUCGAGAAAGGAGAGUUUCCUGAACAGAGCUCCUAGCCACCUGAGUUGCAAUGGAGAAAUAUUUCAUUGGGGGUUGAUAUAUUUGGAUACACGUAUCUGUAUGGCUUUGGGAUAUAAUCAUACACACACACACACACAUAUAUAUAUAUAUAUGUACGUAUAUAUCAUCUUAAAUCUUUUGACCGUUCUUA
Messenger RNA from Juglans regia (Persian walnut), 1400 nucleotides. Its product is annotated as DCN1-like protein 3. Gene Ontology annotation, biological process: positive regulation of ubiquitin-protein transferase activity; protein neddylation. The transcript has 9 exons. Lineage: Eukaryota; Viridiplantae; Streptophyta; Magnoliopsida; Fagales; Juglandaceae. Gene Ontology annotation, molecular function: ubiquitin conjugating enzyme binding; cullin family protein binding; ubiquitin-like protein binding. The record is from RefSeq and is a predicted model, not a curated record. Bases 261 to 1232 code for a protein of 323 amino acids. Gene Ontology annotation, cellular component: ubiquitin ligase complex.